AUGGUGGUGUUGUCGCUGAAAAUAUGCGUUCGGCACUGCAACGUGGUGAAAACCAUGCAGUUCGAGCCAUCCACAGCGGUCUACGACUCCUGCAGGAUCAUACGUGAGAGAGUUCCUGAGGCACAGACGGGACAGGCUUCGGAUUAUGGUCUGUUCCUGUCUGAUGAAGACCCCAGAAAAGGCAUCUGGCUGGAGUCUGGCAGGACACUGGACUACUACAUGCUGCGAAAUGGGGACAUUCUUGAAUACAAGAAGAAGCAGAGGCCCCAGAAAAUCAAAAUGUUGGACGGGGCCGUUAAAACCAUCAUGGUGGAUGACUCCAAAACAGUCGGGGAGCUGCUUGUGACUAUAUGCAGUAGAAUAGGCAUCACCAACUAUGAGGAGUACUCUCUGAUUCAAGAGACACUGGAGGAGAAAAAAGAGGAUGGGAUGGGAACGCUGAAGAAGGACAGAACGCUGCUGCGUGACGAAAGGAAGAUGGAGAAGCUUAAAGCCAAACUGCACACGGACGACGACUUGAACUGGCUGGACCACAGCAGGACCUUCAGGGAGCAGGGAGUGGAAGAGAGCGAGAUGCUACUGCUGCGACGUAAAUUCUUCUAUUCGGACCAAAACGUCGACUCAAGAGACCCAGUCCAGCUCAACCUUCUUUAUGUGCAGGCUCGAGAUGACAUCCUGAAUGGUUCACACCCGGUGUCCUUUGACAAGGCAGGGGAGUUUGGCGGUAUUCAAGCCCAGAUCCAGUUUGGACCUUACAUCGAGCACAAACACAAACCUGGAUUCCUCGAUUUAAAGGAAUUCCUUCCCAAAGAGUACAUAAAGCAAAGGGGAUCAGAGAAGAAAAUAUUCCAGGAACACAAAAACUGUGGCGAAAUGACAGAGAUCGAAGCCAAAGUAAAGUACGUCAAAUUGGCGAGAUCGCUACGGACUUACGGAGUCUCGUUCUUCUUAGUCAAGGAGAAAAUGAAAAGCAAGAACAAGUUGGUGCCGCGCCUACUGGGUAUCACCAAAGAGUCUGUGAUGCGGGUGGACGAGAGGACCAAAGAUGUGGUACAAGAGUGGCCGCUCACGACCGUCAAGAGGUGGGCUGCCUCACCUAAGAGCUUCACACUGGACUUUGGGGAGUACCAGGAGAGUUACUACUCAGUGCAGACCACCGAAGGCGAGCAGAUCUCGCAGCUUAUUGCGGGUUACAUUGACAUCAUCUUGAAAAAGAAACAAAGCAAGGAUCGUUUUGGAUUGGAAGGUGACGAGGAAGCAACCAUGCUUGAGGAAUCUGUAUCUCCAAAAAAGUCCACCAUCCUCCAACAGCAGUUUAACCGCGUGGGCCGAGCGGAACACGGCUCGGUGGCGCUUCCCGGAGUCAUCCGAUCGGGCUCCAUCGGAACAGAGUCGUUAAGCAUGGGCUCCAUGCCGUCUCCUCAGCAGCAGAUUACCAUGGGUCAGAUGCACCGUGGACAUAUGCCACCGCUGAGUUCAGCCCAGCAAGCUUUAAUGGGAACCAUAAACACCAGCAUGCAGGCUGUGCAGAAGGCCCAGAUUGACCUGGGAGAAGUCGAUGAUCUACCUCCACUAGGACAGGAUAUGGCCUCAAAGGUGUGGAUCCAGAACAAGAUGGACGAAUCCAAGCAUGAGAUUCACUCUCAGGUUGACGCCAUCACUGCAGGAACUGCUUCCGUUGUCAACCUCACGGCCGGCGACCCGACCGACACGGACUAUACGGCAGUGGGCUGCGCUAUUACCACCAUCUCUUCCAACCUGACCGAGAUGUCAAAAGGAGUUAAGUUGUUGGCGGCUCUCAUGGAGGACGAGGUGGGCGGCGGUAAUGACCUAAUGAAGGCCGCCAGGACACUGGCAGGAGCCGUGUCCGACCUGCUCAAAGCUGUAGAGCCAGCAUCAGGAGAGCCCAGACAGACUGUACUGACAGCAGCAGGCAGUAUCGGCCAAGCCAGUGGAGACCUCCUGCGCCAGAUUGGAGAGAAUGAAACAGAUGAGCGGUUCCAGGAUGUCCUGAUGAACUUGGCCAAAGCGGUUGCUAACGCUGCUGCCAUGUUGGUCCUGAAGGCCAAAAAUGUAGCCCAGGUCGCGGAGGACACAAUCCUUCAAAACCGGGUCAUUGCCGCUGCCACCCAGUGCGCCCUGUCCACCUCGCAGUUGGUGGCAUGCGCUAAGGUGGUGAGUCCCACUAUCAGCUCCCCUGUUUGUCAGGAGCAGCUCAUCGAAGCUGGGAAGUUGGUUGACCGCUCGGUGGAGAGCUGCGUCCAGGCGUGCCUCUCGGCCACAGAGGACGGAGAGCUCCUCAAACAGGUGAGCGCGGCAGCCAGCGUGGUGAAUCAGGCUCUGGAGGAUCUGCUGCAACAUGUCCGUCAGUACACUUCUAGAGGAGAACCAAUUGGCCGCUAUGACCAGGCCACUGACACCAUCAUGACUGUCACUGAGAGCAUAUUCACGUCCAUGGGAGACGCAGGAGAGAUGGUCCGACAAGCUCGCGUCCUGGCCCAGGCCACCUCAGACCUGGUGAACGCCAUGAGGUCGGACGCCGAAGCGGAGGUGGACGUGGACAACUCUAAGAAGUUGCUGGCAGCGGCUAAAUUGUUGGCUGACGCCACUGCCAGGAUGGUGGAGGCGGCCAAGGGUGCAGCGGCCUAUCCCGAGAACGAGGAUCAGCAGCAGCGACUGAGAGAGGCUGCGGAGGGACUGCGAGUGGCCACUAAUGCUGCUGCUCAGAACGCCAUCAAGAAGAAGCUGAUCAACAGACUGGAGAAUGCUGCCAAGCAAGGUGCAGCCGCGGCCACUCAAACCAUCGCCGCCGCUCAGAAUGCUGCCGCCUCCAACAAGAACACAGCCGCUCACCAGCAGUUGGUUCAGAGCUGCAAGGCAGUGGCUGACCACAUCCCUCAGCUGGUCCAGGGGGUGCGCAGCAGUCAGGCCAAACCAGACGACAUCAGUGCACAACUUGCCCUCAUUAUUGCCAGCCAGAACUUCCUACAGCCUGGUACUAAGAUGGUGACUUCCGCCAAGUCAUCAGUUCCCACAGUGACAGAUCAGGCUGCAGCCAUGCAGCUGGGUCAGUGUGCCAAGAACCUGGCCACCUGCCUGGCAGAGCUAAGAACAGCCGCACAAAAGGCACAUGAAGCCUGUGGCCCCAUGGAGAUUGACUCUGCAUUGACUGCUAUACAGACAUUAAAGAAUGAGCUGCAGGACGCCAGGCUAGCUGCUGGCAACGGGCAACUAAAACCUCUGCCGGGAGAAUCGUUGGAAAAGUGCGCUCAGGAGCUGGGCAGCACCUCCAAAUCGGUCGGGUCCUCUAUGGCACAGCUACUCACCUGUGCAGCCCAAGGCAAUGAACACUACACAGGCAUAGCGGCAAGAGAAACUGCACAGGCUUUGAAGACACUGGCACAGGCGGCUCGUGGGGUCGCAGCAUCCACCACCGAUCCCAAAGCGGCCGCCGCCAUGCUGGAGUCGGCCCGCGACGUCAUGGAGGGCUCUGCGCUUCUCAUACACGAAGCCAAAGAGGCGCUCGUCAGCCCUGGAGAUGCUGAGAGCCAGCAAAGGUUGGCCCAGGUGGCUAAAGCCGUGUCUCAUUCAUUGAACAACUGCGUGAAUUGUCUGCCUGGUCAGAAAGAUGUUGACAUGGCUCUCAAGAGCAUCGGGGAGGCUAGCAAGAAGCUCCUCAUUGAAAGUAUCCCGCCAGCCUCCAAGACCUUUCAAGAGGCGCAGCGCGAGCUCAAUCAGACGGCGGCUGAUCUGAACCAGUCUGCGGGCGAGGUUGUUCACGCCUCCAGGGGCUCCAGCAGCCAGCUGGCGGUGGCGUCUGGCAAGUUCAGUGAAGAUUUUGAUGAGUUCUUGGACGCCGGCAUUGAGAUGGCAGGGCACACUCAGAAGAGGGAUGACCAAGUGCAAGUCAUCAGUAACCUGAAGAACAUCUCCAUGGCCUCUAGCAAGUUGUUGCUGGCUGCCAAGAGCUUAUCAGUAGAUCCUGCAGCAGCCAAUGCCAAGAACCUGCUAUCAGCUGCUGCAAGAGCUGUGACUGACAGUAUCAACCAGCUGAUCACGCUGUGCACUCAGCAGGCACCUGGCCAGAAGGAGUGUGAUAACGCACUGAGGGAGCUCGAGGCCGUACGGGGAAUGCUGGACAACCCCAACGAACCUGUUAAUGACCUCUCCUACUUUGACUGCAUCGAGAGUGUCAUGGAAAAUUCCAAGAUCUUGGGAGAGUCAAUGGCUGGAAUUUCCCAGAACUGUAAGACAGGAGAUGUGAUGUCAUUUGGAAGCUGUGUCGGAUUGGCGUCCAAAGCCCUUUGUGGGCUUACUGAAGCUGCUGGACAGGCAUCCUACCUGGUGGGUGUGUCGGAUCCCAAUAGUCACGCAGGUCACCAGGGCUUGGUGGACCCCAUCCAAUUUGCAAAAGCCAACCAGGCAAUCCAGAUGGCCUGUCAGAAUCUUGUGGAUCCAGAGAGUAGCGCAUCGCAGGUACUCUCAGCAGCCACAAUUGUGGCAAAGCACACGUCAGCGCUGUGCAAUGCCUGCCGUCUUGCCUCCUCGAAGACCACCAAUCCCGUCGCCAAGAGGCACUUUGUUCAGUCGGCUAAGGAGGUGGCCAACAGCACAGCCAACCUGGUCAAAACUAUUAAGGCUCUUGAUGGAGAUUUCUCUGAUGAGAACAGGAACAGGUGUCGAGUAGCAACCGCUCCACUCAUUGAAGCCGUUGAGAACCUGACAAUAUUUGCAUCUAACCCAGAAUUCGCCAGCAUCCCAGCUCAGAUCAGUCAUGAGGGUACAGUAGCCCAGGAGCCCAUCAUCCAAUCAGCACGCUCAAUGCUCGAUAGCUCUACCUAUCUGCUCAAGACUGCACGCUCGUUGGUAAUCAACCCGAAAGACCCGCCCACCUGGUCUGUUCUGGCCGGUCACUCUCGCACAGUCUCCGAUUCCAUCAAAAGUCUCAUCACAGCCAUCCGGGACAAGGCCCCCGGCCAGCGCGAGUGCGACUCGUCCAUUGAUAACAUCAACAAAUGUAUCCGAGACAUUGAGCAGGCCUCUCUGGCAGCGGUCAGCCAGAAUUUACCCAGCAGGGACGACAUCUCUCUGGAGGCACUGCAAGAGCAGCUGACGUCCUCCGUUCAGGAAAUUGGCCACUUAAUCGACCCUGUUUCCACUGCUGCUAGAGGCGAAGCUUCACAACUAGGACACAAGGUGAGUCAGCUGGCUGGCUACUUUGAACCGCUGAGUAAAGCAGCAGUGGGCGUUGCAUCCAAAUUGAGGGACCACCAGCAGCAGAUGACCUUCCUAGAUCAGACAAAGACCUUGGCCGAGUCCGCCUUGCAGAUGCUUUAUGCAGCCAAAGAGGGUGGAGGGAACCGCAAGGCAUCCCACACACACGACGCCAUUGCCGAGGCGUCCCAGCUCAUGAAGGAAGCAGUGGAUGACAUCAUGGUGACAUUGAACGAGGCUGCCAGUGAAGUCGGCAUGGUCGGGGGUAUGGUGGAUUCCAUCGCAGAGGCUAUGGCCAAAUUUGAUGAGGGAACGCCCCCCGAACCUCAGGGCUCAUUUGUGGAUUACCAGACCAGUAUGGUUAAAUACUCCAAAGCUAUAGCGGUCACUGCUCAGGAAAUGAUGACGAAAUCAGUGACGUGUCCAGACGAACUCGGAGGUCUUGCCUCUCAAGUGACCGUCGACUUUAGCCAGUUGGCCGUCGAUGGACGGAUGGCUGCCCAUACCGCGGAGCCUGAAGAGAUUGGCUUUCAGAUCAAGACCCGAGUGCAGGAGUUGGGGCACGGCUGCAUCUUCCUGGUGCAAAAGGCUGGAGCACUACAAGUCACUCCUUCUGACAGCUUUACUAAGCGAGAGCUCAUCGAAUGCGCACGCGCUGUUACAGAGAAGGUGUCCUUGGUGCUGUCGGCUCUUCAGGCAGGUAACAAGGGAACACAAGCGUGCAUCACAGCGGCAAGCGCCGUGUCAGGCAUCAUCGCCGAUCUGGACACCACCAUCAUGUUUGCCUCUGCCGGAACGCUCAACGCAGAGAACGAUGAGUCCUUCGCCGACCACAGAGAAAACAUCCUAAAGACAGCCAAAGCUCUGGUGGAGGACACAAAGAUGUUGGUGUCUGGUGCCGCUUCCGGCCAGGACAAGUUAGCACAAGCCGCCCAAUCCUCUGCCAAAACCAUCACCCAGCUCACCGACGUUGUCAAACUGGGCGCGGCCAGCAUCGGCUCCGAUGACCCAGAGACACAAGUGGUUCUAAUAAAUGCUGUCAAAGACGUCGCUAAGGCACUAGCGGAGCUCAUCAGCGCUACCAAGUGUGCUGCCGGGAAAACGGCAGAUGACCCAUCCAUGUAUCAGCUUAAGGGCGCAGCCAAGGUAAUGGUGACAAACGUGACGUCAUUGCUGAAGACUGUGAAGGCCGUGGAGGAUGAGGCCACACGAGGCACCAGAGCGCUGGAGUCCACCAUUGAGUGCAUCAAACAGGAAAUGGCGGUAUUCCACUCCCGCGACCCCCCAAGCAAAACAACCACACCCGAAGAGUUUAUCCGCAUAACUAAAGGCAUCACCAUGGCGACAGCCAAAGCAGUGGCCGCUGGCAACUCUGCUCGACAGGAGGACAUCAUCCACACGGCCAACUUGAGUCGCAAGGCCAUCUCUGACAUGCUCGCCAGCUGCAAGCAAGCAGCUUACCAUCCUGAUGUCAACGAAGAAGUAAAGAACAGGGCGCUGAGAUUUGGAUCUGAGUGCACUACUGGAUAUAUUGAUCUGCUUGAACAAGUGCUUAUGGUGUUGCAGAGACCUACUGCUGAACAGAAGCAACAGCUUGCGGCCUGUUCAAAACGAGUGGCGGGAGCAGUCACAGAACUCAUUCAGUCAGCUGAGGCCAUGAAAGGUUCCGAGUGGGUGGAUCCAGAGGACCCAACGGUAAUCGCAGAGACCGAGCUGCUUGGGGCGGCGGCAUCCAUUGAGGCAGCUGCGAAAAAGCUGGAGCAGCUCAAACCUCGAGCUAAGCCCAAGCUGGCAGAUGAGACGUUGAACUUUGAAGAGCAAAUCCUAGAGGCCGCUAAGUCCAUUGCUGCUGCCACAAGCGCCCUGGUCAAAUCAGCCUCGGCCGCUCAGAGAGAGUUGGUGGCCCAGGGCAAAGUGGGCUCCAUCCCAGCCAACGCCAUAGACGACGGCCAGUGGUCCCAAGGCCUUAUCUCGGCUGCACGUAUGGUGGCAGCGGCCACAAGCAACUUAUGCGAGGCGGCUAACGCGUCCGUGCAAGGACACGCGAGCGAGGAGAAGCUAAUUUCUUCGGCCAAACAGGUGGCAGCAUCGACUGCACAGCUGCUGGUGGCCUGCAAGGUCAAGGCUGACCAAGACUCUGAGGCCAUGAGGAGGCUGCAGAUUGCUGGCAAUGCAGUAAAGAAGGCGUCCGACAACCUGGUGAGAGCGGCUCAGAAGGCAGCAUUUGACAAAGCUGAUGAAGACAACGUAGUGGUCAAGACCAAAUUUGUAGGAGGGAUUGCACAGAUCAUCGCGGCACAGGAAGAGAUGCUGAGGAAGGAGCGGGAGCUGGAGGAAGCUCGCAAAAAGCUGGCUCAGAUCCGACAGCAGCAGUACAAGUUCUUGCCGAGCGAACUGAGAGAGGACAACAACUAA
This is a messenger RNA of Nerophis lumbriciformis (worm pipefish), 7629 nucleotides long. The record is from RefSeq and is a predicted model, not a curated record. NCBI's taxonomy places the organism in Eukaryota, Metazoa, Chordata, Actinopteri, Syngnathiformes, Syngnathidae.